This is a messenger RNA of Carica papaya (papaya), 1317 nucleotides long. It is a transcript of the gene DAD1, whose product is annotated as alpha/beta-Hydrolases superfamily protein. Gene Ontology annotation, molecular function: glycerophospholipase activity. Gene Ontology annotation, biological process: lipid metabolic process. Lineage: Eukaryota; Viridiplantae; Streptophyta; Magnoliopsida; Brassicales; Caricaceae. The record is from RefSeq and is a predicted model, not a curated record.
AUGGCGGGGUCAAUGACAACCCCACGUCCAUGCACAUUGCCAUCAACUCCUCUAAGUAAAGCUACAAGGCACGUCAAGUUUCAGUGCUGCACUGUCACCACCCAAACAGUCAGAUCUAACAAAAGAUUGGAAAACUGGGAACGCUUGCUUAACCCGGUUGAGUACUCUAAUCCCGCCUCCCCUUUUACUUCUAAACAGGUUAAACUCGGGAAAAACUGGAAGGAGUAUCAAGGUAUCCGAAAUUGGGAUGGCCUACUUGAUCCAUUAGACGAUAACCUGCGCAGUGAGAUUCUCCGUUAUGGCCAGUUUGUAGACGCUGCGUAUAAGUCCUUUGACUUUGAUCCCUCCUCGCCAACCUAUGCUACAUGCCAGUUUCCCAAAAGCACAUUGCUGGAAUGCUCUGGUUUACCAGAAACUGGGUAUCGCCUGACAAAGAACUUACGUGCCACGUCAGGUAUCCAGCUGCCACGUUGGAUUGAAAUGGUACCCAGCUGGGUGGGAAUACAGUCCAGCUGGAUAGGCUACGUGGCAAUCUGUCAAGACAAGAACGAAAUCUCCCGGUUGGGACGAAGAGAUAUCGUGAUUUCAUUUAGAGGUACAGCAACUGGACUCGAAUGGCUUGAAAACGUUCGAGCCACUCUCACUCCACUCCCCGACAGACCCGAAAACGAACCCGGUCCAAUGGUUGAAAGUGGAUUCUUGAGCUUAUAUACCUCUGGAACUCCCACAUCCCCGAGUUUACAACAAAUGGUAAGAGAAGAGAUCUCGCGGCUGCUACAAUCGUACGGCGAUGAGCCUGUUAGUUUAACCAUCACAGGCCAUAGCCUCGGUGCUGCUCUCGCCACCCUAACGGCGUACGAUGUUAAAACCACCUUUAAACGCGCGCCAAUGGUGACGGUCAUCUCAUUCGGCGGGCCACGUGUCGGAAACCGGAGCUUCCGUCAGUGUCUGGAAAAACAAGGAACCAAGGUGCUACGUAUAGUGAACUCAGAUGAUCUCAUCACUAAAGUUCCCGGCUUUGUGAUCGACGGCGACGAUCAUAUCGAACCCAAAAACAGAAAUGUAAACAUGAGCAGGUUGCCAAGCUGGAUUCAGAAACGGGUGGAGGAGACGCAGUGGGUGUACGCGGAGAUUGGGAAGGAGCUGAGGUUGAGGAGUAGAGACUCGCCGUAUCUAAAUAGGAUCAACGCAGCUACGUGUCACGAACUGAAAACAUAUCUCCACUUGGUGGAUGGAUUUGUGAGCUCCACGUGUCCGUUUAGAACCUCAGCCCGCAGAGUUCUUAAUAACCCUGCAAAGCAAAAAGUUCGUAGCUAG